Salvelinus namaycush (lake trout) is the source of this 2436-nucleotide messenger RNA. RefSeq lists its product as uncharacterized. The transcript has 6 exons. The record is from RefSeq and is a predicted model, not a curated record. The coding region runs from base 1 to 2436 and encodes 811 amino acids. Gene Ontology annotation, molecular function: protein binding. Gene Ontology annotation, biological process: protein homooligomerization. NCBI's taxonomy places the organism in Eukaryota, Metazoa, Chordata, Actinopteri, Salmoniformes, Salmonidae.
AUGGCGAGAAUGCCUGGCAGCGCAGACUGCUCUAGCGACACGGCGGGGACAGAGCGGGAGGAGCACAUGAGCUGCCCAGAGACUGAGAGGAGCGGAGACGAGGCGGAAGAGGAUGAGAUCCAGGAGGUGCAGAUCACCGGCGAGGAGGAGGGGGAGUACGUGGAGGAUGUCGAGCUGGAGUGGGAGGCAGAAUGUGUGGACCCCGUCAGCUGCUCGGUUAUGGAGACAGAAGCGGUCCGUAUGCGCAGUACGGACCAGUGCAGCGGGUUGGGACCGGGAGCGGGGGCGGACCCCGGACUGUUCCACAUCACCGGACUGGACUCUGAUCCGGAGGGAGACCUGCAGCGGUCUGACCGCUCCAGACUGAGCGAGAACACUCGCCUGGCUACUAGGUACGCAGUCAGGAUCUUCCGGGAGUACCUGAGUGAGAAAGCCCAAAGUCCUGACUUUGAAACUCUGGACAAGGAAGCGCUGUGCGCGGUCCUGCGCUCCUUCUACGCGGAGGCGCGAUCGAAGAGCGGCCAGCUCUACAGCAAGUCCUCUCUCAUCAGCAUCCGGAGUUCUCUUAACCGCUACCUGAAUGAGCCGCCUUACUGUCGCACCCUGGACCUCACCAAGGACCCAGAACUGCGCAGCGCCAACUUGACCCUGGCCGCAGUCAUCAGAAAGCUGGAGGAGCAAGGUGCUGGUCCCGUUGUGCAAAAACAGGCUAUUACGCGGGCGGACCUGAGAAAACUCUACACCUCUAGUGUGUUUAACACCGAUACGCCGUUCGGGCUUCUCAACAAAGUGUGGUUCGAGACAUGCAUGUAUUUCUGUACGAGGGGGAGAGAGAAUCAGCGCGAGCUGGAGGAGGAUUCAUUCGGGCUAGCCAUAGACGAGGAUGGGAGAAAGUUUAUCUAUUUCAAAGCGCUGGGGCCGUAUCACAAGUCUCGCUCCGCGUCCUGGACUAAAAAAAGACCAGACACGGAUGAUGAUACUCUGCCGCGCAUGUAUGAGACGGCCACGGAGUUUUGUCCAUAUGCCAGUUUUGUUAAGUAUGUCUCGAAACGGAACCCGGUGUGCAAAGCGUUCUUCCAGCGCCCGCGAGACCACUGCUGCUUAAGCGACAUGACAUGGUACGAGAACAAAGCAAUCGGUAAAAACCUGCUAGGCACGAGGAUGCAGAUGCUGUCGCGUGCUGCCAAGCUUUCAAAGACCUACACCAACCACUGCAUCGGCGCCGUCUCCAUAGCAACGCUCAACAGCAUCGCCGGUAUCGGGUCAAAGUCAGUGUCCCUUCACGUUGCCUCGGAAACGGUCAAUGGUGGCGCAGAGUCUUAUCUCCAGCUCGUGAUCCCAUAUAGCCGACAGGUCACGGACGCAGUGGAACUGAAGCCGCAGAGAACGUCAAGGAAAUCUCGUUCUCACUGCCCCGGCGACGUCUCUGGCCCUCCAUCACCUAAGAAGAUCUGUGUGCGUUCCGUGGAACGCGGAGAGUCCCCGGUGGUCAUAGUGGACGGUACCGAGCCCGUGGACGCCCGAUCCCCGGAGCCCCACGGUCAGCCGCCCGCUCCUUUACCAGCUGGCGUGGUAGCAGCGCAGGUGCUUUAUUGGACAUUUGUGUAUCUUCUUCUUCUUCUCUCCCAGGAUAGCCGUAAUAGCAGCAUGGCCAGCCGGCCACUGGUCUCCCAGACCUCUGCCUCUCCGCUGGGCUCAGGGGGUAUAGGGGGCAUCCCCACCCCCGCACAGCUCACCAAAACCAACGCCCCUGUACACAUAGACGUAGGAGGUCACAUGUACACCAGCAGUCUGGCUACACUGACCAAGUACCCAGAGUCACGGAUUGGUCGUCUGUUCAACGGGACAGAGCCCAUAGUGUUGGACAGUCUGAAGCAGCACUACUUCAUAGACCGAGACGGUCACAUGUUCCGCUACAUCCUCAACUUCCUGCGGACGGCCAAACUGCUCGUUCCUGACGACUUCAAAGAGUACUCUCUACUCUAUGAGGAGGCCAGGUUCUUCCAGCUUUCUCCACUACAAGCAGAAUUAGAACGCUGGAGGAGUGAGCGUGAGGCCAGGAAGGUGUGGCGUGUGUGCGAGUGUGUGGUGGUGCGUGUAGCUCCAGAGCUGGGGGAGAGGAUCACUCUGAGUGGAGAAAGGGCUCUGAUCGAGGAGGUGUUUCCAGAGGUCGGGGACGUCAUGUGUAACUCCCUGAACGCAGGCUGGAAUCAUGACUCUACUCACGUCAUACGCUUCCCACUCAACGGAUACUGUCACCUCAACUCUGUACAGGUGUUGGAGAGGUUGCAACAGAGAGGAUUCGAGAUAGCAGGGGCGUGUGGCGGGGGAGUAGACUCCUCCCAGUUCAGCGAGUACGUCCUACGCAGGGAGGGAAGUAGCAACGGACAGCGUGACCACACCCUCAUCCGCAUCAAACAGGAAGCACUGGACUAA